Molecule: messenger RNA, 11527 nt
Organism: Xyrauchen texanus (razorback sucker)
Lineage: Eukaryota; Metazoa; Chordata; Actinopteri; Cypriniformes; Catostomidae
Gene: fryb
Product: furry homolog b (Drosophila)
Exons: 62
Coding region: 214-9267 (3017 amino acids)
Biological process (GO): cell morphogenesis; neuron projection development
Cellular component (GO): site of polarized growth; cell cortex
Source: RefSeq, a predicted model, not a curated record
UGAGGAGCUACACAGGAAGGCUGUGUUUCCUUAAACCUGCGUUUCCCCUACUCCAAGAGCAAAGCCCUGGAAUCCCAAGUCUCUUUGAUAGGGCUGCCCAGUAUGGAUCAGGCCUACAAAGACAGGGCGGGAAGAAAGAUGGGACGUAUUGGUCUCCGGUGGUGGUAGAGGGCUAGUUUUGUGUUGGAUUACUGGAACUGACGCGGCCGCACCAUGGAGCUUUCUCCCGUGCGGUGGAGUCGGGCUAGUGUCAUCAGCUUCAUCAAGGGCCUCGCAUCCCCUGUAGGAAAGCACCCACUCCCCCAAGUGAGCAGUGCUCCAGGCGAGAGGAAAGGUCCUGUUGCCACAAUGCCUGUUACCGUGGACCCCGAGAGCAAACCGGGCGAGUAUGUCCUCAAAAGCUUGUUCGCCAACUUCACCACCCUGUCUGAACGUAAAAUGCGCAUCAUCAUGGCAGAACCACUGGAAAAGCCCCUCACCAAAUCUCUACAAAGAGGAGAGGACCCACAGUUUGAUCAGCUGAUCAGCACUAUGAGCUCUCUUGCCGAGUACUGUCUUCCCUCCAUCCUGAGGACGCUGUUUGACUGGUAUAAAAGACAGAACGGUUUGGAAGACGAGUCUCACGAGUACCGCCCACGCGCAAACACCAAGUCCAAAAAUGAUGAACAGCAGAAAGAUUAUCUGAUGGAAAGGAGGGAUUUAGCAAUAGAUUUCAUUUUCUCACUGGUGCUUAUUGAGGUUUUAAAACAGAUCCCUCUCCACCCUCUUCUGGAUGGCCUCAUUCAGGAAGUCAUUAACCUGGCAUUCAAACACUUCAAGUACAAAGAGGGGUAUCUUGGGCCCAAUACUACCAACAUGCACAUAGUGGCUGAUCUGUAUGCAGAGGUGGUCGGUGUUGUCGCCCAAUCCAGGUUUCCAGCAGUGAGGAAGAAGUUUAUCUCAGAGUUGAAGGAGCUCAGACAGAAAGAACAGAGCCCGUAUAUGGUCCAGAGCACCAUCAGCCUCAUUAUGGGCGUCAAAUUCUUCAGAAUUAAGAUGUACCCGGUGGAAGAUUUUGAAGCCUCCUUCCAAUUUAUGCAGGAGUGUGCCCAAUACUUCUUGGAGGUAAAAGAUAAGGAUAUUAAACACUCUCUGGCUGGACUCUUUGUAGAGAUACUUGUCCCUGUAGCUGCAACUGUGAAGAAUGAGGUGAAUGUGCCCUGUUUAAGGAACUUCGUGGACUCCCUCUACGACACAACUUUAGACCUGUCCUCUAGAAAGAAACAUUCUCUGGCUCUGUAUCCUUUGGUUACAUGUUUGCUGUGCGUGAGUCAGAAGCAAGUCUUUCUCAACAGAUGGCACGUGUUCCUCAACAACUGCUUGUCCAACCUCAAAAAUAAAGACCAUAAAAUGGCUCGGGUGGCACUGGAAUCUCUUUAUCGACUGCUAUGGGUCUACAUGAUCCGAAUCAAGUGUGAAAGCAACACUGCAACACAAAGUCGCCUUACCUCCAUUAUAUCGACGCUAUUCCCUAAGGGUUCACGCAGUGUUGUUCCCCGAGACAUGCCCCUGAACAUCUUUGUCAAAAUUAUUCAGUUUAUUGGACAGGAAAGACUAGAUUUUGCAAUGAAGGAGAUCAUCUGUGAUCUACUUAGUGUUGGAAAAUCACACAAAGCUUUCAGUCUAAACCCAGAGAGAAUGAACAUUGCUCUGAGAGCAUUUCUCGUCAUAGCCGAUAACCUGCAGCAGAAAGAUGGUGAACCACCCAUGCCAAACACAGGGGCCACUUUACCCUCUGGAAACACACUUAAGAAGAAAAAGACCUACCUCAGCAAAACUCUCACUGAGGAGGAGGCGAAGCUAAUAGGUAUGGCACUGUAUUACUCCCAGGUCAGGAAAGCCAUUGAUAACAUCCUGAGACACCUGGAUAAGGAGGUGGGCCGUUGCAUGAUGCUCACUAAUGCCCAAAUGCUCAACAAGGAGCCAGAGGACAUGAUCACCGGUGAGAGAAAACCGAAGAUCGACCUGUUCCGGACAUGUGUUGCGGCCAUCCCCCGUAUCCUGCCAGAUGGCUUGUCCAAAAUUGAGCUCAUUGAUCUCUUGGCAAGACUGACAGUCCACAUGGAUGAUGAGCUCAGACUCAUUGCCCAGAAUUCACUACAGAGUCUGCUGUUGGACUUCUCUGAUUGGCGGGAAGACGUUCUGUUUGGGUACACAAACUUCCUGCUCCGUGAAGUGCAGGAGACACAGCAGGGCCUGCAGGACUCCUCAGUUAAACUGCUGCUGCAUUUCCUUUCUCAGUGGAGGCUAGCAAUCCAGGCACCCGGAAAACGCUCUGCAGAGAUGGGAGGUCAAAGUAGUGGGUGCUCCAGGCUGCCAGCAGAGCGUGGUCCUCACUCUACAGUACUGCACGCUGUGGAGGGUCUGGCCCUGCUGCUGCUCUGCUCCUGCCAGACCAGCACCCGCAAACUGGCAGUGUCCAUCCUUAGAGAGAUACGCUUGCUGUUCACAACAAUCGGACAAGCUGAGGAUGACGAUAAGCCAAUGAUAGAGGUUAUGGACCAAUUGGCCCCCAGCGUGCUGGACAGUUUUGUUCAUGUGGCUGUUUCUGACUCUGCCACCCUGCCCAUGAGUCAUAACGUGGACCUGCAGUGGCUGGUGGAGUGGAAUGCCCGACUUGUUAACAGCCACUACGAUGUAAAGAGUCCCUCUCACGUGUGGAUCUUUGCCCAGUCGGUGAAGGACCCGUGGGUGCUGUGCCUGUAUAGCUUCCUUAGGCCUGAGCACCUCCCAAAGCACUGCUCCACGGCACUCAGCUAUGCCUGGCCCUAUGCCUUCACACGCCUACAGCUGCUCAUGCCACUCGUUGACCCAAACAGUCCAGUUUAUGCCAAAAAGACCAGUACUCCAGGUCCAGCUGAUGGCUAUGUGACGUUAUGGAGAAAUUACCUGAUACUGUGCCUCGGUGUUGCCAAACCCAGCAUCAUGAGUCCGGGUCACCUGAGAGCCUCUACGCCUGAGAUCAUGGCUACCACACCUGAUGGUAGCGUCACUUAUGACAAUAAGGUGAUAGGUACACCCUCAGUGGCUUGGCUCCUAAAGCAGCUGGUUCCUCUCAUGAGAUCUGAGAGUUUAGAGAUCACUGAGUCUCUGGUGCUCGGCUUUGGACGAACAAAUUCCCUUGUGUUUAGGGAGUUGGUGGAAGAGCUUCAUCCACUAAUGAAAGAAGCUCUGGAGAGAAGGCCUGAGAAUAAGAAGCGUAGAGAGCGGAGAGAUCUGCUCCGACUGCAGCUGCUGCGUAUCUUUGAGCUAUUGGCUGACUCGGGGGUCAUCAGUGACAGUACUAAUGGGGCAUUGGAGAGAGAUUCUCUGGCUCUAGGAGCCCUCUUCCUGGAGUAUGUGGAUCUGACUCGAAUGCUCUUAGAAGCAGAGAAUGACAAAGAGCUGGACAUUUUAAAAGACAUGAGAGCUCAUUUCAGUGGAAUGGUGGCCAACCUCAUCCAGUGUGUACCAGUCCACAACAGGCGGUUACUGUUCCCCCAGCAGAGCCUGAGGCAUCACCUCUUCAUUCUUUUCAGCCAGUGGGCUGGACCCUUCAGUGUCAUGUUCACACCCCUUGACCGCUAUAGUGAUCGCAACCACCAGAUCACACGAUACCAGUACUGUGCUUUGAAGGCUAUGUCAGCGGUAUUAUGUUGUGGCCCUGUGUUUGAUAAUGUGGGCCUUUCUACGGAUGGAUACCUCUACAAGUGGCUGGAUAAUAUCUUGGCCUGCCACGAUCUCCGGGUGCACCGUCUGGGCUGUGAGGUUGUCAUCUUGCUCCUGGAACUGAACCCAGAUCAGGUCAAUCUGUUUAACUGGGCUGUGGAUCGCUGCUUCACUGGAUCAUACCAGCUUGCGUCCGGAUGCUUCAAGGCUAUUGCCACUGUGUGCGGUAGCAGGAAUUAUCCAUGUGACAUUGUGACCCUUUUGAACCUGGUGCUGUUUAAGUCAUCUGACACCAGCAGAGAGAUUUAUGAGAUAUCCAUGCAACUCAUGCAGGUUUUGGAGACCAAGUUGUCUGUUUACUCAAAGAGGAUUGUGGGGCAGAAACCAGGAAACAUCCUAUAUGGCACACAUGGUGCUUUACCACCAUUAUACAGCGUCUCUCUCUCCCAGCUCUCAAACCAACUGGCCUGCAUGUAUCCUGAACUCACCUUGCCUCUUUUCUCAGAAGUCAGCCAGAGGUUCCCCACCACUCAUCCUAAUGGAAGACAGAUCAUGUUGAGCUACCUGCUGCCGUGGCUGAACAACAUAGAGCUGGUGGACACUGGGCUGCUCCCACCGACCUCCAUCCCGUGCACCCCGGAGGAAGAGGCCAGAGAGCAGGCCGACAGCCUGGGAAUCACCCACAGGCUCAAGGGCAAUGGCUGGGGCUCUCUACAGGCCACCUCACUGGUCUUAAACAACCUGAUGUUCAUGACUGCAAAGUAUGGAGAUGAAGUGCCUGGUCCUGAGAUGGAGAACACAUGGAAUGCUCUAGUGACCAAUGACAAAUGGAGCAACAAUCUGAGAAUUACUCUGCAGUUCCUUAUAAGCUUGUGUGGAGUUAGCAGUGACACCACACUGUUGCCUUAUAUUAAGAAAGUGGUAAUAUAUCUGUGUCGGAACAACACCAUUCAAACUAUGGAGGAGCUGCUCUUUGAGCUUCAGCAGACGGACCCAGUAAACCCAGUAGUCCUGCACUGUGACAACCCACCUUUCUAUCGCUUCACUGCCAGCAACAAGACUUCUGUAGUGGCAUCAGGCACAACGUCUAGCAGUAACACGGUAGUGGCCGGACAGGAGAACUUCCAGGAGACAGAUGAGUCAAAGAUAUCCAGAGAGAAUGAAGAAAGGUUGAGCAAUGCAGUUCGGGCUCAUAACCGCCUGGAAUCACGUUAUAGCAACAGCUCAGGAGGUUCUUACGAUGAGGAGAAGAAUGACCCUCUGCCUCCGUAUGCCACCUGGUUAAUUAGUGUAUUGGAGAGUAACAGACCUCAGCCUCUUCCCAUGCCUGUAAAUGGAGGCUGUUGGGCCCCAUUGGUGGACUAUCUGCCCGAGACCGUCACCCCACGGGGACCCCUUCACAGGUGUAACAUAGCUGUGAUCUUCAUGACAGAGAUGGUGGUGGACCACAGCGUGAGAGAGGACUGGGCCCUACACCUACCACUGCUUCUUCAUGCGCUCUUCCUCGGUUUGGAUCACUACAGACCAGAGGUGUUUGCGCACAGUAAGAGGUUACUCCAGCAUCUUCUCAUUGCCCUCUCCUGCAACAACAAUUUCCAAGUCAUCGCCUCUGUCCUGUUGCUUACCAGAGAGAUCGGUGACAACAAAACUCUCACUGUUAAAUCCAGCUACGUGCCUGAAAACCCCUAUACAGGGGGGUUUGACUUCCUGCGGGAGUGGCAGGCAUCACCAGUGGCGGAUUCAGGACUGAGCUCAUCCUCCACCUCCUCCAGUGUGAGUCUGGGAGGAAGCAUUGGGAACCUGCCACAGAUCACUGCCGACCUGGAAGAGCUGGACGAGACCUCCGCAGAAUCAGAUGAGAAGACCAACAAACUCAUCGAGUUCCUCACCACUAGUGCAUGGAGUACUGUCCUGUCAUUACUCAGGGCUUUCGGACCGCUAUGGUGCCACGAAGACAUUACACCAAAGAACCCCAACUCUAAGAGCACUGAGCAGCUCACCAACUUCCUGCGGCACGUGGUGUCUGUAUUCAAAGAGUCCAAGUCCGAUUUUCAUCUGGAGCAUCAGCUGAGCGAUGUUGCCUUGCAGACGGCCCUCUGCAGUUCGUCCCGGCAUUACGCUGGCCGCUCAUUCCAGAUCUUCAGAGCCCUGAGACAGCCUCUCUCUUCUCACGCAGUGUCUGACCUGCUCUCACGUCUGGUGGAGGUUGUGGGGGAACAUGGGGAUGAAGUACAGGGUUACGUUAUGGAAAUUUUGCUUACUCUGGAGUCUGUUGUGGAUAAUUUAGCUGAAUGUCUGAACAACAGUGAACUGAUGGCAGCUUUAACAAGAGACUCAUCUCCUGACUUCCUGGUGAGUGGGAAACUUAACCCAAACCGUAAGAGCACAGGGCAACUGAACCUGCUUCAGGAGGGCGGGACGAACGAGCGGAACAGGCACCAACGCAGCUACUCUGUCCCCAAGAAGUUUGGUGAAAGCGGAGAAAACUCCUCCUCCAACCCACCUCGCAGUGCCACCCUGGACCGAAUCCAAGCCUGCACCCAGCAGGGUCUUGCCCGCUCCGCCCGCAGCGCAUCCUCCAACUCCACCCGUACUGAUGCCAGUGUUAUCACUGACCCCUCCCACUCCAGUCACCCCACCAACCUGCUCGCCACCAUCUUCUGGGUGGCGGUGUCGCUCAUGGAGUCGGAUUUUGAGUUUGAGUUUCAAAUGUCCUUGAGGCUGGUUCACAAACUGCUUGCACGGGUUCCGUUGGAUCUCCAGGAAAACAGGGAGAGACUAGAGAAGCUCCAGGCCCAGCUGAGAUGGAGUGGCUUUUCUGGACUGCAGCAACUGCUCCUGAAGGGAUUCACCUCUCCAGCCACAAACGAUCUUACACUGCAGCUGUUCUGUCAGCUCACACCUGUUUCACGAGUGCCGGUGGUGGACCCAUCGCAGGCUAUAGGUUUUCCUCUGAAUGUGCUCUGUCUGCUGCCUCACCUGGUUCAGCACUUCGGUAGUCCAACGCAGUUUUGUAAAGAAAGCGCGGAGAGGAUUGCACAGGUGUGUUUGGAGGAGAAGGAUAAAAACGCUAAACUGUCUCACCUGGCCCAUGUAAUGACCCUUUAUAAGACUCGCUCCUACACCAGAGACCCCUUCUCCUGGGUUAAUGUGGUCUGCCGCUACCUGCACGAGGCCUUCUCAGAUAUUACGCUCAGUCUGGUGACAUAUAUGGCAGAGUUACUAGAUAAAGGAUUACCCAGCAUGCAACAGCCACUGCUGCAGAUCAUCUACAGUCUACUGAGCCACAUGGAUUUGGCAGGAAUUCAGGUCAAACCUUUCAAUGUAGAGGUGCUCAAGACCAUCGAGAAAUUUGUACAGACUGUUCACUGGAAGGAAGCUCUGAACAUUUUGAAGCUGGUCGUUUCUCGCUCAGCAAGCCUUUCUCUACCAUCUUACACUCAUGGCGACCUGGGCCACCUGGAGGUUAGCCGCAUGAUGUGGGAUGGUUCAUCUAAAGCCCUGCCAGGAAAAACACUGGAAUUUCAUUUUGACAUUUCUGAGACGCCAGUUAUUGGACGAAGAUAUGAUGACCUGCAGGGAUCAGGAGGGCGAGAUGGGAAAGCCCGCGCAAUCGCAGUGACCCGCAGUACGUCCUCCACCUCUUCAGGGUCUAACUCAAACACUGUCCUGGUGCCAGUGAGCUGGAAACGGCCACAAUCAUCACAGACACGAACGAGAGAGAAGCUGGUAAAUGUUCUGUCACUCUGCGGACAGGAAGUUGGCCUCACCAAGAACCCAUCUGUGAUCUUCUCGUCUUGUGGUGAUCUGGACCUGAUGGAGCAUCAGCCCAGCCAGGUUUCCUCUGAGGAUGGAACCCGGGAGGACACACUAGAUGAUACCACAUCAGAGCAACAGUUUAGAGUCUUCAGAGACUUUGACUUCCUUGAUGUAGAGCUGGAAGAUGGAGAGGGUGAAAGUAUGGAUAACUUUAACUGGGGAGUGCGUCGGCGCUCUCUGGACAGCACAGACCUGACUGAGCUCCUGGAAGAGAGUCAGCACUCAGACAGCACCCCCUGCAUCGGCCUCCAUGACCCUCAGCGGGACUCCGAUGACUCCUCUGAGGAAGAGUCCAAUUCCACCAGCCAAAGCCUCUCCCACUCUCAACUAACAAUGAACCUGUCGCCAUCAGAGGACACCAAUCAAACGGACUCACUGUCCACUUCCUAUGACACCACAUCAGCUGAUCCAAACUCUCUUAAUGCUGCGACACCCUGCUUGGGAACAUCACUACCAGAUGACCAUAUCAUGCCACGUGUUUUGCCAGAAGAUGAAGACUCUAACAACUUGUCAUUCUGUGUAAGUGAGCUCCCAAUGAGGUUUGACUGUGGGUCCAGCACCAAUUUGGACCUUCCAGCAGACCAGGACCGCUCUGGAAUCAACCAGAACCCAAACUCCCUGCCCAGCUACCGUUUUGGGGAGGACCAAGAUGAUCUGGAUGAGCUGGGCUUUCCUCCUCCACCCUCCCCCUUCUUUUCUGCCAUCUUGGCAGCAUUUCAGCCCACCGUGUGUGACGACGCAGAGGAAGCCUGGCGGAGUCACAUCAACCAGCUGAUGUGUGACACAGAUGGGUCUUGCGCUGUCUACACCUUCCACGUCUUCUCUGCACUGUUUCAGAACAUCCAGAAUAAGUUCUGCUCACUGACCAGUGAUGCUGCCAAUUACCUUGGAGAGGGCCUGAGGGGAAUUGGUUCCAAAUUUGUGCGAUCAUCAGAGAUGUUGGCCAUUUUCUCCGACUGUCCCACUCUGUAUGUGGAUGCAGAAACGAUCGUUUCUUACGGGCUUCUAGAGAAGAUGAAGUUCAGUGUUCUCGAGCUGCAAGAGUAUCUAGACACAUAUAACAGCCGGGAGGAAGCAGCCAUCUCAUGGUUGCAGAACUGUAAAGCAACAUUUCCAAGUUAUGAUGGUGACGGUGUGAUCACAUGCCAACCUGGAGACUCUGAGGAGAAGCAAAUGGAAACUCUGGCUCAACUGGAGUUGUGCCAGAAACUGUACAAACUUCACUUUCAGCUACUCCUGCUGUUUCAGUCCUACUGUAAACUCAUUGGACAAGUGAACACCAUCAGCUCGGUGCCAGAGCUCUGGAACAUGUCUCGUGAACUGAGUGACCUGAAGAAUUGCCUGCGACUAGCAGAAGCCUCAUUAGCUGGUAAUGAGGAGGACCGGCAAAGGCAUGGCAACCAGCCCAGCUUCCCCAGCUCAGAAGCAGCUGUGCAGGCCAUCCUCGAGUGUUUGAACAACAACGAGUUCAGUAUGGCCAUUCGCUACACUCAAGAGUGCAGACGUUUGUGGCCAAAUGACAUUUUCGGUGGUGGCUCAGAGGACGAGAUCCAGACUCUCCUCUACGUCUACUUCCGGCACCAGACUCUGGGCCAGACUGGCACCUUCGCUCUGGUUGGCUCCAACAAGGACCUGUCAGAGAUCGGCACAAAGCUCAUGGAGCUCAACGGAGAGAUCCGCGAUAUGAUCCGCCACGCUCAGGGGUACCAGGUCAUCUCAUCCAGCCUCCUAGACUCCAGCGUUUCCGGCGUGAGUCUCUGACAGGAAGCCUGCAGCACCCUGGACCACCCCUGGCCUGGACCCCCCAAUCACUGGAUCCCCCCAUAGUCACUCAACCUCUCCUGCACCAUCCCACAUCCUGUGAUCCUCCACUCCAGCCACCCACUCCAGGCCAAUUCCAGUGCGACAUCUGGGAGUGCUGCUGCCCUUUUGAGGGUGUGUCUCAUAAACUUGUGCCCUUUUUAGGAAAACUUGCACGAGCAUCAUUGACUGUGUUGAACAGGAGGGGGCUCUUGAAAGUGAGUGUAUCUUCAAGUCCUCAGAUGUGCAGCAAUAAUGGAGAAACAGAAUUGCUCCUGCGUGAUUCCGUGGAUUGAGUCACUCAAGACACAUCUUUUACUUAUUGCACUAUGUUGACGUUUUCAUGUUGUAAACCAUGAGGGGAAAAAAGUCCUACUGAGAGCAAUGCUGCAUUUUGGACAGGAAGCGCCAAAGUCAGAACUUCUACUGCAGGCAUCUGCAUCUUUGUUGUUGGAAGGAUAAUUCACUCUAAAAUGAAAAUUUUGUCUAAUUUAAUAACCCUCAUGUUGCUGAAAUCCUGUUUGACUUUCUUCCGCUGAACACAAAAGAAAUGUAUUUAGGAAAAUUCUGAAUUCAAUAAAAAUUAAGCUAAAUCAACAGCAUUUGUAGCAUAAACAAAACAAUUAUCUUCAAAAAAAGCAAGAAUUUUGGUUGCAGUGAGGUACUUACAAUGGAAGUGUAUGGGGCCAAUUUUAGUAGAGUUUAGGCAGAAAUGUGACGCUUAUAAAUUGAUAAAAGCACUUACAUGAAUUCUUCUAUUAUAACUUGUGUAUUAUUUGAGCUGUAAAUUCGUUUAAAUCGUUGUUUACUGGCAUUACAGGGUUUAUGGUGUUACAUUGUCAUGGCAACAAAGUUGUAAAAUUGGAUGUAACGUUACACAGAAAUGGUUAUUAGAUGAUUUUAUCACACUCAAAUCGUGUUUAAACACAUUGUUUAUGUCUUGUGGCUUUACUUUUGAAUCAGUGAUGUUUUUGGAUUGACCCCUUUCACUUCCAUUGUAAGUGCCUUUGUGUAACCCAUCUUUUUGCUUUUUACUUCAAGACAAUGAGGAACAAGUCAAAAUAAAUUUUUGUGGUAAUCAACAUUAUUCUACAAAUGCUGCCGAUUGAGCUUAAAUUGUAUUGAACACUAAAUAUUCCUUGAAAAAAUAUUCACACUGCUUUUUGCCAAAUAAUGAAAGUCAAAAGUGAAUCAGGGCUGUAAAGCUCCAAAAUAGGUGGGAAUAAAUCUCACCACUAUAAACCCACAAUAACGGGAAUCAAUCAGGUUGUGUACUAAAUUCCAAGUCUUCUGAAGCCAUACAAUCACUAUGUGUGAUGAACAGAUUGAAUUUAAGUCAUUCACUCUCAAAUCAAAACACUGAUUAGCUAUGUAUGCAGUGGCCCAAAUCAACUACAGUGACUACAGCACUGGUUAGACCAAGUCUGGUCAAGACAUUUGCGAAUACUUUUUACGUUUUUCCUUCUGUGUUCCAUGGAAUAAAGUCAAUGGGUUUGGAACAAAAUUAGAAUGAGCAAAUAAUGACAGGUUUUUAAUUUUUGGGUGAACUACUCCUUCAAUGUGGGGAAUGUGCAAUGAUGGAUCAUUGAAAUGGAUGUCUUUCUACUGUAAUUGUUCAAGAAUGUCUUUAAAUUUCUGCUACCAGGACAUGUUGCACAGCUGGAGGUGGCAGAGAAGGACAUUACAGGAUAAGUCUGUAUGUCUUUGGUCAUUGUCACCAUAGUUGUAGCUAUUGGUUUAAAGGUGAGAGCUUUUGUCUUUGUGAAAGCUGUCCAUCACUGACGUAAUGCUAGAUAUCAGCUUCUACACCUGCUCAUAGAAACGCUGACAUUCAGCUAUUUGUGUUACUGCUGAAGCGGAUUCUAUUUCAAGUGCUUAUGAGAUCGUUUGGCUGUUUUUAAUCGAAGUUCUGCACUCUACUGCUCAUGUCUAGGGUAAAUUUGUAUUUACAAGUUCAGUGUGCAUCAAACAUGGUUUUGAGAAAUUGUUCUUUGUCAAGUUGCCAAGCAUGCAUUACUGUAUUUACAUUUGAAUUGUAUUUAUUUAUAAGUUGUAUUUUAUUAAAAUGUUUUGUAUAAAAGUGGCAGAAGGCAUCAUGUGAAGAUUAGUUUGUACUAGUGCAUGCUAAAACGGAUUGCACAUUAUAAAGCCUCUUUGUAAAACGUGUCUUUACUCCUCGCCAUGUAAAUACAAAGUGUUUGUGAAAUAAAUUGAUUUGUGC